This is a messenger RNA of Impatiens glandulifera, 1824 nucleotides long. Its product is annotated as P-loop NTPase domain-containing protein LPA1 homolog 2-like. The record is from RefSeq and is a predicted model, not a curated record. The transcript is spliced from 9 exons. Bases 1 to 1824 code for a protein of 607 amino acids. NCBI's taxonomy places the organism in Eukaryota, Viridiplantae, Streptophyta, Magnoliopsida, Ericales, Balsaminaceae.
AUGACCACGGAGGUGAUGAAGCUGUUGUAUAUAUCAGUUGAGAACGAUGAAGUGACGCGGUUUCGUUACACACGUCCUCUAUUGCAGAGUACUCUUCAGUUCAUGGGAUGUAAACCUCGACAUGCAUUUAAGAUUACUCAAAGAGUAUAUGAAAAGAUAAAGAACCAAUUCUACCCCACUGAUAAUCCUUGUACUGAAGUUAAUCGCAGUCAAAUUGAUUUGGAAAAAGAUAAUGAUGGGAUUGCUCAACAGUUUGAGCUUUAUAAAAAGAAGACUACUAUUGUAGUUAGCAAGCAGAUUUUCAUCAGCAUUAUUUGCAAUGCUCUUGCUGAAUACAAGUAUAUUGGUUCUAAGCAAUCUGAAGAUCUACUCUUGGCUUGCAGGAUUCGCGAAAAGAAAGAGUCAAUGAUUAUCCUUUUGUGUGGAACUAGCGGUUGUGGAAAAUCCACCUUGUCUUCGCUUCUGGGAAAUAGAUUGGGAGUGACAACAGUGAUCUCGACUGACUCAAUCCGUCAUAUGAUGAGGAGCUUUGCGGAUGAGGAACAGAACCCCUUGCUUUGGGCUUCGACAUACAAUGCUGGUGAACACUUAGAUUUGAAGGCUGUGACAGAGGCAAAGUCGAAAAAGAUGGCGAAAAAAUCUGGAAGUAUUAAUUCUGCUGAUUUAAUUAUUAGUCAAAAACAAUUGGCUAUUGAAGGAUACAAAGCGCAAAGUGAAAUGGUCAUCGACAGUCUCGAUAGACUAAUCACAUCGUGGGAAGAUCGAAAAGAAUCUGUCAUCGUGGAGGGCGUACACUUGAACCUUAAUUUCGUCAUGGGAUUGAUGAAGAAACAUCCGACGAUUAUACCAUUCAUGAUCUACAUAGGCGACAAGGAUAAACACAUGGAACGAUUUGCGGUUCGUGCAAAGUACAUGACUCUUGACCCCGUGAAAAACAAAUAUGUGAAAUAUAUUCUAAACAUAAGGGCAAUUCAAGAAUAUCUAUGUAAGAGGGCAGACAGGUAUCUUGUCCCGAAAGUGAACAACACUAAUGUAGACAAGAGUGUGGCGGCUAUUCAUGCCACGGUUUUCAGUUGCUUAAGAAAGCGUGCCUCCGGAGAGAAACUCUUUGAUGCUGCCACCAACACGGUUAUGGCGGUUGACGAGGAAUAUAGGAAUAAACACGCUGCGAAUUCAAUGAGUUCGAAAAAAAUGUCCCAACUCAUUCAGAGAAAGGAUUCAUCUAGGAAAUUGAUGGCUCUUAUGAACACGGACGGUUCCGUGGCUAUAACUUGGCCCCUUAAUGGGAAUCCCAUUUUUGGCGAGUCUUUCGAGGAUGAAUCGGAAUACGAGACUGUUGAACCUUUUAAUCUUCAGUUUGGACAAUAUGGAAUGAGCGAAUGGACGAGGGGCAAUGGGGAAACGAGUUAUUAUGGUAGCCGUAUCGAUUAUGAAUCUUCUCGUUGUAGCUCACCUCGGUUUUCUAUUAGCUCUUCCAAGGAGGUAUUAGAAGAAAGUUUUAUAAAUGUAAGCGACGAUGACGACGAGGAGGAGGUUGAGGAAGAACACUCGGAUAUGGAUAGCGAUGAAGAUUAUAAGAACCGGGAUAAUGCACUUUCCGAUGGGGAAGGAUCGGUUGAUGAGAAUUCUACUAAAUCAGACGAAGAAUACGAAGAUCUUGCGAUUCUUCAAGAAAAAGAGGAAGAAUGCUGGGAGAACAUUGACGGUUUCUCGAUGAAGGAUGAAAGCAAACCAUUAACAGAGUUGAAUUGCUCUCAUUAUUCUUCUUUGCUUCAAGAGAACAAGAUCCAUUGGGGUUCUGAAAUCAAAAGUCCCAUUAAUUAA